UAAAAUCUUUCAAAAUUAUUUGGAAGAUAAUAUUCCGAUUGUUGAUGAUGGCGGAGCGAGAAAAUGAAGAACCGGCUGAUGUUAUAUACGAAACCGACGAAAAAGGGCAGCAAGUUGUUGUUAAAUCGUUAGAGUCGACGUCCCGAGUCUAUCUUCGUUUCACCAACAGGACCUCUCGGCCAGUCGAUGUAUGGUGGCGAGACUUCCACGGAGCGAAGCGACACUACGUCCGUCUAGAUGCAGGCACGUUUUUUGACAUAAAUUCCUUUAUUACUCACCCCUGGGAGUUUACGGAUGUGGCUACCAAGGAAAGCUAUGUUAUCAACAAUAAGCCAAUCUACAGACCACCAAGAAAUAUAGGCGGUAUGAUGUAUAGAACUAAUUGGAACAUUACAAUCGGUGUAAGGAGUCUUCGUCACACAGUGUUGCUGACGCUCGCCUUAAAGAUAGAGGAUCCCAAUGCGGUUAAUGCUCUCGGUCUGCCAAGAGUACUGGGAGAGGAAUUGCAGAAGCUAAUCAGACUUUUCCACAGACCAAGGACACCUCCGCAGCGCGACUGACGUCAAAUCAUAUUUACGAUUGCCGUAAUGAUUAUAUUCCUGUACCUAACAUGGUGUUAUUUCCAUUACCUUGUGACAAAGGUAUUUAUCAAGCUUUUUAAAUAAUUAGUUUGUAAUAUUUCGCAUUUAUUAUAACCAACUAUUAUGUUAUAAGUACAUUUAUGCUUUUUUUAACUGUGAUAUUUUAUGUUGCAAACCCUUUUCAAACAUGAACAAUAGUGGUAUUAAUCUGUGUUAUCUGCCAUUCAAAGUAAUUAUGUUCAAAGUCAUUAUCAGUUGUCCUAUUUACAUAAAGAUACAUAAUAUCAAUUUACUAUGAAUAACAAACUGGAUUGAUCUUAAAUUCCAUAUUUUAUCACAAAUAAGU
Molecule: messenger RNA, 927 nt
Organism: Nymphalis io (European peacock)
Lineage: Eukaryota; Metazoa; Arthropoda; Insecta; Lepidoptera; Nymphalidae
Gene: Vhl
Product: von Hippel-Lindau tumor suppressor homolog
Exons: 1
Coding region: 45-560 (171 amino acids)
Source: RefSeq, a predicted model, not a curated record